Messenger RNA from Colossoma macropomum (tambaqui), 2567 nucleotides. RefSeq names its product adenosine deaminase RNA specific B2 (inactive) (gene adarb2). The record is from RefSeq and is a predicted model, not a curated record. Gene Ontology annotation, cellular component: cytoplasm; nucleolus. The transcript has 10 exons. NCBI's taxonomy places the organism in Eukaryota, Metazoa, Chordata, Actinopteri, Characiformes, Serrasalmidae. The coding region runs from base 191 to 2422 and encodes 743 amino acids. Gene Ontology annotation, molecular function: double-stranded RNA adenosine deaminase activity; tRNA-specific adenosine deaminase activity; double-stranded RNA binding. Gene Ontology annotation, biological process: RNA processing; adenosine to inosine editing.
AAGCGGAGCAUCAGCGAGGAAGAAGCGAGAAAAAGGAGGAGGGGGCCCUGCCUGAAAGGCAUGCCGGGACUGUCCGAGCGGAGAGAGAGAGAGAGGAGGGCGAGAGAGCACAAGGAGACACAAGUUUGAGCAGUAGAUCUGUCCGUCCUUCCGUCCGUCCAUCCGUCCGUCCGUCCACCCUUCCGUCCUCAUGGCCUCGGUGCUGGCCAGCAGCAGCCCCGGCGGCGCAGUGAGGUGCAAGUUCAAGAGGAGGAGGAGGAGGAGGACGAAGAGAAAAGAAAAAGUGAGUAGCAUGCUGUCUGCCCUGAUUGUCCCCUUCAAGUACAUGAGCCCAGGUCCAGGCAGCACAGAAGACGAAGACACUUUAAGUACCAGCAGUGCGGAGGUCAAAGAGAACCGCAACUUCGGAAACCUUGAGGACUGCACCAUCGUCCCAUCAGACCGCCAGCCUCUCUUUCUUUCUGAUUCAUCCCGAGGCAGCACGUCCAGUCUGAAACGCAAGCGGCCACUGGAGGAAGACAACAACGGGCGGCCGUGCAGGCUGCGGCUGUGUUACAGAAAGCUACCGUGGUCUGAUGCGCCCAAGAAUGCCCUGGUUCAGCUAAACGAGCUUCGGCCAGGCUUGCAGUACCGAACUGUCUCCCAGACUGGCCCAGUUCACGCCCCACUGUUCUCCAUUGCUGUGGAGGUCAAUGGGCUUACCUUUGAGGGCACCGGCCCCACCAAGAAAAAGGCUAAGAUGCGGGCAGCUGAGCUGGCCCUUAGAUCAUUCGUGCAGUUCCCUAAUGCCUCCCAGGCUCAUUUGGCCAUGGGCGGCUUGUCUGACCCAUCGGCAGACUUUACUUCUGACCAGGCAGAUUUCCCUGAAACGCUUUUCAAAGGCUUUGAGCCAGACGGUUGCCGCUCGGCCGAAUCGGAGUUGCUCUCUAGCGCCCUCCGGCUGCGCCACACGCUGGACCUUAUGGUGGUGCAAGCCAGGCAGGGAAAUCCAGGUCCUGAGGCUCCACCCCCAAGCCCAGUGGUACUGCUGAACAACCUGCGGCCAGGCCUGCGCUAUGCAUGCCUGUCCCAGAGCAACCAGGGUAGGGGCCGCAGCUUCAUCAUGGCUGUGCGGGUUGAUGGACGAAUUUUCGAGGGUUCAGGACGCAGUAAGAAGCUGGCCAAGAGGCGGGCGGCGCUCAGCGCCCUGCAGGCACUCUUCAACAUCCGGCAGACCCCUGAGGCUCGAGUGGCCCACAGGCCCAGCAGGAUCAAGUGCCCUCAUUUACCCCAGGACUUUGCAGACGCUGUGUUUCAUUUGGUGCGAGAGAAGUACAGCGAGCUGAUUGGCUGCUCCUCUCUGGCUCACACGUGCCACAAAGGCCUGGCGGGCAUCGUAAUGACGAGAGGGCUAGAUGUGAGGCAGGCAGAAGUGGUGGCGUUGUCGACGGGCACUAAGUGCAUUAAUGGAGAGUACAUGAGUGACCAGGGCCUGGUGGUUAAUGACUGUCACGCAGAGGUCACAGCCAGACGAGCACUACUGCGCUUUCUCUACUCUCACCUGGAGCUCCAUCUCAGUAAGAGACAGGAUGAGCAGCAACGCUCCAUCUUCAUCCAGCAUCGCUCCAGUUUCAAGCUGAGAGAGAACAUCCUCUUCCACAUGUUCAUCAGCACGUCGCCCUGUGGAGACGCUCGCAUUAACUCACCUUACGAACUCACCAACGACUUCUCAGUGCACGGCGGCAGACACCUGGUGAAGAAGUUCCACAGCCACUUGCGGACCAAGAUUGAGUCUGGGGAGGGAACCCUGCCGGUCAGAUGCAGAGCGCCCGUGCAGACGUGGGACGGGGUGCUUCAGGGCGAGCGGCUCAUCACCAUGUCCUGUACAGACAAGAUAGCCAGAUGGAACGUGCUUGGCCUGCAGGGGGCGCUGCUUAGUCACUUUGUGGAGCCAGUGUAUCUGACCAGUCUGACGGUGGGCAGUUUGAGACACACCGGUCACCUCUCCAGAACACUCAACCAGAGGCUGGAGAGACUGGGGCCACUUCCGUCCUGCUACCGCCGCAACCAGCCGCUCCUCAGCAGUCUUAGCAGCAGUGAGUGGUGGCAGCAGGCGAAGGCUCCAUGCUACAGCGUAAACUGGACCGCAGGAGACGACCAGCUGGAGGUGAUCAAUGCGUCCACAGGGAAACGAAGAGAUUGCGGAGCACCGUCUCGACUCUGCAAACAUGCACUGUUCACGCGGUGGACCAGACUCUACCGCAAGCUGGUAGUGUGUGCUCCGGGUUCGAGGGACGUGCCGUUGAUGUACUGUGAGGCUAAGCAGGCGGCCGGCACCUAUCAGACUGCGAAGGAGCAGUGGGUGCGGGCGCUGCAGGAGAACAGCUUGGGCACCUGGGUCAGGAAACCGCCGGAACAAGAGCAGUUUCUGCUGGCCGCGUGAGACCACAAGAGAUCACGUGAGGCUGCACGAGACUGCUUGAGACCGCGUGAGACUCUUUGAAAUCACGUGAGACUCCAUACAACCACAUGAGACCACGCGAGACUGCGUGAGAUGACACAAGACUGCGAGAGACCAAACGAGGUCA